Talpa occidentalis (Iberian mole) is the source of this 7451-nucleotide messenger RNA. RefSeq names its product mucin-22. Lineage: Eukaryota; Metazoa; Chordata; Mammalia; Eulipotyphla; Talpidae. The record is from RefSeq and is a predicted model, not a curated record. The transcript is spliced from 3 exons. The coding region runs from base 1 to 6786 and encodes 2261 amino acids.
AUGGCCUCCACAGAAAUCUCUGACACUGAUACCUCUCCCACAAAAUUUGUGUCUACCAUCACCUCCACUGCUGAUUCUAGGUACACAACACUCACAGAGACCACCAAAGAUUCAACCACGAACUCGGAAACCAGCACGCCAUCCACUGCAACCUCUGAGAUUGCUGAGAUCCCCACCAAGCCCUCUGAUGCCACUGUAACAUCUAUCAAGGCUUCUGAAACCAACAUGAGCUCCACCUCAGCAUCUAAGACCACCAAAGGCUCUGUAUCCACUACAGUCUCCCCCAUGGCUUCUGAGACCAUCAGCUCCUCCAACACACCCUCUCUUCACACGACUAUCUCCGCACUUCUCUCUGAGUCUACCAUGGCCUCCACAACAGUCUCUGAGGCUAUCUUAUACUCCCCAACCACAUCAGUGACCACCACUGCCUCUACCUCUGAGUCUAGGAAGACUACACAAUCUCUGGUUACUGAGGUUUCCACAUUGAUAUCUGAGAUGUCCAGGAUCUCCACAAAAAUCUCUGAGUCCCCUAUGGCCUCUGCCAUAGCUUCUGAGACAACACCAGUGACAUCUUCAGAUUCUGUGUCUUCCACAACUACACCAGUGCCUCAUGAGACAGCAACCACACAGAUGCCUACCAUAACAUCUGAGCUUACAACAGAAUACUCCCAAGCCUCUGAAACCACCACAGCAGGGUUCUCCACGACAACAUCUAUGCCCACCCCAUCACCCAUGAGGACAUCCCUGCCCACCUCAGACUCUACCACAGUCUCUGCAAGCACAGCAGACACUCAGACUGCCACAACCAUCACCGUAGACUCCAAGAUCACUUCGCCUUCCACCUUGGCAUCUGUGCCCACCAUGACCUGUACCACAGCCUCUGAAAUCAGCAAUGUCUCUGAGACCACCACGGCUUCUAGCAGAGUCUCUGCGACCAGCGUGACCAUCACCUCAGCAUCUGACAACACCAAAGGCUCUGAAUCCACCACAGUCUCCUCCUUGACCUCUGAGACCCUUACGUCUCCCAACACAUCAUCUCCUCCCAUGACAUUAUCUACCCCAGCCUCUGAGACCACCAUAGCCUCCACAGUAGUCUCCAACACUGACACCUCUCCCACAACAUUUGUGUCUACCACCGCCUCCCCCUCUGACCCUAGGUACACGACAUUCAAAGAGACCACCAAAGAUUCUACCACCACCUCUGAAACCGUCGGGCCAUCCACUGCAACCUCUGGGACUGCGGAGGUCCCCACCAAACCCACUGAAGCCACUGUAACAUCUACCAGAGCUUCUGAAAGCAGCAGGAGCUCCACCUCAGCUGAGACCACCAAAGGCUCUGUAUCCACUACAGUCUCCCCCAUGGCUUCUGAGACCAUCAGCUCCUCCAACAUACCCUCUCUUCACAACACUAUCUCUGCACUUGUCUCUAAGUCCACCAUGGCCUCCACAACAGUCUCUGAGACUAUCAUAUCCUCCCCAGCAACAUCAAUGACCAUCACUGCCUCUACCUCUGACUCUAGGAAGACUACACAAUCUCAGGUCACUGAGGCUUCCACAUCGACCUCUGAGAUUUCUAGCACCUCCACAAAAAACUCUGAGUCCUCUCUGUCCUCUACCACAGCCUCUGAGACAACGCCAGUGACAUCUUCAGAUUCUGUGUCUUCCACAACUACACCAGUGCCUCAUGAGACAUCAACCACAUCUAUGCCUACCAUGCCUACCAUAACAUCUGAGCUUACAACAGAAUACUCCCAAGCCUCUGAAACCACCACAGCAGGGUUCUCCACGACAACAUCUAUGCCCAGCCCAUCACCCAUGAAGACAUCCUUGCCCAUCUCAGAUUCUACCAUAGUCUCUGCAAGCACAGCAAACACUCAGGCUGCCACAACCAUCACCGUAGACUCCAAGAUCACUUUGCCUUCCACCUUGGCAUCUGUGCCCACCAUGACCUCUACCACAGCCUCUGAAAUCAGCAAUGUCUCUGAGACCACCACGGCUUCUAGCAGAGUCUCUGUGACCAGCGUGACCAUCACCUCAGCAUCUGACAACACCAAAGGCUCUGAAUCCACCACAGUCUCCUCCUUGACCUCUGAGACCCUUACGUCUCCCAACACAGCAUCUCCUCCCAUGACAUUAUCUACCCCUGCCUCUGAGACCACCACGGCCUCCACAGUAGUCUCUGACACUGACACCUCUCCCAUAACAUUUGUGUCUACCAUCACCUCCACCUCUGACUCUAGGUACACGACAUUCAGAGAGACCACCAAAGAUUCUACCACCACCUCUGAAACCGUCAUGCCAUCCACUGCAACCUCUGGGACUGCGGAGGUCCCCACCAAACCCUCUGAAGCCACGGAAACAUCUACCAUAUCCUCUGAAGCCAGCAUGAGUUCCACCUCAGCAUCUGACAACACCAAAGGCUCUAAAUCCACAACAGUCUCCUCCUCAGCCUCUGAAACCCUUACAUCUCCCAGCACAGAAUCUCCUCCCGUGACAUUGUCUACUCCAGCCUCUGAGACAAUCAUGGCCUCCACAGUAGUCUCUGACACUGAUACCUCACCCACAACAUUUGUGUCUACCACCACCUCCACCACUGAUUCUAGGUACACAACACUCACAGAGACCACCAAAGAUUCAACCACGAACUCGGAAACCAGCACGCCAUCCACUGCAACCUCUGAGAUUGCUGAGAUCCCCACCAAGCCCUCAGAAGCCACUGUAACAUCUAUCAAGGCUUCUGAAACCAACAUGAGCUCCACCUCAGCAUCUGAGACCACCAAAGGCUCUGUAUCCACUACAGUCUCCCCCAUGGCUUCUGAGACCAUCAGCUCCUCCAACACACCCUCUCUUCACACAACUAUCUCCGCACUUCUCUCUGAGUCUACCAUGGCCUCCACAACAGUCUCUGAGGCUAUCUUAUACUCCCCAACCACAUCAAUGACCACCACUGCCUCUACCUCUGAGUCUAGGAAGACUACACAAUCUCUGGUUACUGAGGUUUCCACAUUGAUAUCUGAGAUGUCCAGGAUCUCCACAAAAAUCUCUGAGUCCCCUAUGGCCUCUGCCACAGCCUCUGAGACAACACCAGUGACAUCUUCAGAUUCUGUGUCUUCCACAACUACACCAGUGCCUCAUGAGACAGCAACCACACAGAUGCCUACCAUAACAUCUGAGCUUACAACAGAAUACUCCCAAGCCUCUGAAACCACCACAGCAGGAUUCUCUACUACAACACCUGUGCCCACCCCAUCACCCAUGAGGACAUCCCUGCCCACCUCAGACUCUACCACAGUCUCUGCAAGCACAGCAGACACUCAGACUGCCACAACCAUCACCGUAGACUCCAAGAUCACUUCGCCUUCCACCUUGGCAUUUGUGCCCACCAUGACCUCUACCACAGCCUCUGAAAUCAGCAAUGUCUCUGAGACCACCACGGCUUCUAGCAGAAUCUCUGCGACCAGCGUGACCAUCACCUCAGCAUCUGACAACACCAAAGGCUCUGAAUCCACCACAGUCUCCUCCUUGACCUCUGAGACCCUUACGUCUCCCAACACAUCAUCUCCUCCCGUGACAUUGUCUACCCCAGCCUCUGAGACCACCAUGGCCUCCACAGUAGUCUCUGACACUGACACCUCUCCCACAACAUUUGUGUCUACCACCGCCUCCACUUCUGACUCUAGGUACACAACAUUCAGAGAGACCACCAAAGAUUCUACCACCACCUCUGAUACUGUCACGCCAUCUACUGCAACCUCUGAUACUGCUGAGGUCCCCAUCAAACCCUCUGAAGCCACUGUAACAUCUAUCAGAGCUUCUGAAGCCAGCAUGAGCUCCACCUCAGCAUCUGUGACCACAGAAGUCUCUGAAUCCACUACAGUCUCCCCCACGGCUUCUGAGACCAUCAGGCCCCCCACCACCUCUCCUUUCAUGACAAAAUCUACAGUUGCCUCUGAGUCCGCAAAGGCCUCCACAAGAAUCUUUGAAAGUCUUACACCCUCUAAAAUAAUGUCUGUCCCCACUACAAUCUCUAUUACAGGCACUAAAACCUCAACAUUCUCUCUGUCCUCCUUAGCCCCUACCAUCACCUCUGAGGAUACCGUGGUUUCUACCAUGGUUUCAGAAAGCAAUACAAUUUCCACAGAAGCCUCCGUGACAAAUGCAGAGUCUGUGCCAUCCACAGUUUCUGCCAAGAGCACUGUAGCACAUUCAACCACCACAAUCUCUGAAAAAACUAUGACUUCCAUCAGAACUUCUGAGAACAGCCCACACUUCACAAUAACACACAUGCCCAGCACAGAGCUCAUGGUGACUUCUAAAUCUGUCACAGGCUCUGAGACUGCCACAGCUUCUACUGGGACAUCAGAGACUCCUGAAGAGUCUGUGCCCACCCUGGUUUCCACCAUACUCUCCACUAUCUUUUCUGCUGACACUGUAACCACAAUCAACACUUCUGUGCCCACGACAGCUGACACUUUCACCUCAGAAUCUACUGUGGCCUCCAAUACAGCUUCUGAAACCACCGUAGCUUCCACUACAUCCUUUGAAACUAGCACUGCCUCAACAGCAGCAUCAGAGCCUCAAACAGACUCUGUCGCAACCAUUGUGAGCACCAUAGGCUCUCUGUCCACCAUUUCCUCUUCCACAGGCUUUGUGACAACCGCAUCCUUCACAAAAUCCUCUGAGGCUACCAUGGACUCCACCAUAACUGCUGAGGCUGGCAUGUCCAGCACAGCAAGCUAUGUGAACAUCACAGACUCCACCAUACGAUCUGAGACCCUCAGUGCCUCCCCCACGGUCUCUGAGAUGACCACACACUCCACAAGAACAUCUGUGCCCACAACAGCCUCUACUUUUAGUUCUGAAUCCACUGCUAGUGCAACCAUAAUCUCUGAGGCCACCACAUCCUCCACGGUAACAUCUGCGUCCAACAUAGGCUCUGUGAACGUAACAACUUCUGAGACUACCAUGGGCUUUACCACCAAUUCUGAGACCACAAGAGCUGCCAGCAUAGCCUCUGAUACCACUUCAGUCUCCACUAAAUCCUCUUUAACAACAACCGUGUCUGUGACCACCAUAGCUACCAACUUGCCCACCGAUACCACAACAGGAUCAGUAUCCACUAUUGCUCCUAAGAGCACCACACACUCCAUGAAAACAUUUGCGCCCACCCCAGUGUAUGCAAAUGAAACCACCAAAGGCUCUGAAACCACCACAGCUCUAUCUGCAGGGCCCACUGUCGAGUCUGUGCCCACCAAAUCCUCUACAUUAGCCUCUGAAAGUCCUGUGAUCUUCUCCACAGUCUCUGAAUAUACCACAUCCUCUACCAAAAUGCCCACAUCCACCAUGUCCUCUGAAACCACCACAGCUUCCACUGUGGCCUUGAUGACUACAAUAGGCUCUAAUACUACUAUAACUCCCAUCACACUUUCUGAGAUGCCCACGGCCUACACAACAGAAUCUGUACCCACAACUGCCUUGGCCAUAACCUCUGAGAGCACUGCACUAUCUUUGUCCACCACACAUUCUGAGAACACGAUCGCUUCCACUAUAAGACCUGAGGCCAGCAUGGCCUACAGUCCAGCCUCUGAGGUCACCUCAGAGUCUGUUAGCAUCAUGGCCUCCACCACAGCCUCUGAGUCCACCAGGUCAUCCACAGCAGCAUCUUUGACCAGCACAGCCUCCAGCACAGGCUCAGAGACCACAGAGUUUACCUUGGCCUCCUCAUCAACCUCUCAGUUCACCACAGAUUUGUCCUCUAUUUCUGUGCCCAUUACAAAUAACAGCACAACUUCUGAGACCCUGACCACCUCAGCCACAUCUUCUAAGAGCACCUUCUCAGCAUCUGUGCCCCCUGUACUCUCUACCAAAGCUCCCACCUCACCUUCUGGACCCACCACAGCCUCAGAAGUCACCACAGCUUCAUCUUUGGCCUCAUCACCCCUCUCAGCCUCCACCUCUAAUUCUGGAUCUUCAACAGUCUCCAUGGGUGUCUCAGGAAUUUCCACAGCUCCUUCCACCACUUUGGUGUCCAAGGCCACUGACUUUUUCACUCAACCCAGCACCAAUACCACAGCUUCAGGCACCGGGACCCCUGGCACCAGACCUACGACCCCCAGCUCUGUCACCAGGACCCCUGGAGUAGAGUCCAUGACCACUGCUUCUGGCAGCCCUGCUCCCGGGACAGUCCCCAGCACCUCUGACCUGGACACGCCCACUACUGGAGCAUCCCCCACCGCCUCCGUCCCAGGUACCAGGACCACCAGAACGGGAUCCACCCUGCAUCCGGCCACAGCUUCUGGAACCAGCAGCACCUUCCAUAAAACAGGCCCAGCUUCCAUGGGCACAGACACAGCUGCUGUGAGCCCCACACCGACGAUGAAGACAACACCAAGUGGACUUUUGCAGCCCUGGAGCAUCGCCCUCAUCUCCCUGGCUGCAGUGGUGAUGGGCGUUGUACUGCUGGUGACAGUGAGCUUGUGCCUGAGGGACUUUUCCUGCUCCCUGGUAAAUAGUGGCAAUUAUUACCUACAUGAUCACAGAAUUGGCCUUGGUCUGGACCUGGACUCAAGACUGAGUUCUGGAAUAUUCCGCCAUUUGGGAAGUGGCCUGGUCCAUGGAAGAGCACAUAAUUUAGGACACAGAAUGGGCCAUGAAAUGAGACACAGCCCUGGCAUGAAUCAUGGCCGGAGUCAUGGACAUGGAGGGAGACAUUACAAUAUCCACGAAAAUGAUCACAGAGGAGGCCGCCAAGAAAGCCAUGACAGGACAACGUGGCUGUGGCCAUAGGCUGGAUAGUGGAAAACAUUUGGCAAUGUGGGAAUCUCCCUGGCUGGCUGGGAUCGAAGCCGCCAGCCUACAAGUGGUAAGAAAUCAUGGAAUGAAGGAUGGGAAUCAUAGAAGACAAUAGAAGAAUGAUUAUGAAAUGAUUCAGAGGGCAUAUGAAAUGUUUCCAAGGAGUGGGGCAAGGUCAAGAAAAGAAACAGCAAAGAGAUCACAAAGACCUUGAAUGACACUGGAAAAGAGCAAGUAGAGGCGGGUUGGAAGAAAGACAAUUUCACCAGGCGUGGAGAUGACUUCGAGUCAAAGUUUGGGUACUACCCAAGUCUCAGACUCUUGUAGGGAGCUAUGGUGACCACCUCAGGACAGCUUCUCCCGUCACCCAAGUCAUGGCAAGGCUUUGCUGCAGAUGCUUAAUGACAUCUCUAAGAAACAAAAGCACAUAAUGGGUGGUUUACCAGGACCGCAUGUUUACAUUUUUUCCAGUUUAUUCUUUCAGUUUCCCCGUGAAGCAUUUGUUUUUGUACCAAGUGCUGUUCUAGGCGUCUUUAAGUACAUAUUUAAUCCUCCAAAAAUCCAAUAAGAACUUGAGGUAGGGAAAGAUAUUUAAAUAGGACACAAAAAGCAUUAACUAGAAGAGAUUUUAAAAAGCUAGAUGGGGCCUCCCUGGUGGC